Salvia miltiorrhiza (redroot sage) is the source of this 1651-nucleotide messenger RNA. Its product is annotated as probable serine/threonine-protein kinase PBL25. Gene Ontology annotation, biological process: protein phosphorylation. The record is from RefSeq and is a predicted model, not a curated record. Bases 447 to 1577 code for a protein of 376 amino acids. NCBI's taxonomy places the organism in Eukaryota, Viridiplantae, Streptophyta, Magnoliopsida, Lamiales, Lamiaceae. Gene Ontology annotation, molecular function: protein kinase activity; ATP binding. The transcript has 5 exons.
CACCAAUAAAAGAGAGAGAAAAAAAGAAAACCUUCAAAUUUAAUUUGUUGUCCAUCAAAAUCUCCCUCUUUUUUCUCCGGAAUCAAAUGAUCAAAUGCUUAGGAAAAUUGCUCAAACGUCUGACGAAGGCCCAUAUCUUCUUCCAUUGAUAUCAUCAAUAUUCAUGCAUUUUUCACCUGUUCAAAACAAGAAACCUGUUAAUUUUUCUUUUAUAGUGUAAAUGCAUAAUCACAAUAUAUAUUGGGAUUGAAAAUUGAUAAAAACACAUGCAUUCUUGGCAAUAUCAUGCAGAAUUCUUGCGUGCUGGGAUCAUCUUUGAGGUGUUAGGGCAAUAAAAAUGGCGUAAAAUUUUGUAUAGAGGGCAUUUCUACAUCGCUUUUUGUUUUUUUAAAGGGAAUAUCACCCAUUGUGUUUGAUAAAAGUCGCGAGAGAAGAAUUCUGGAGAUAUGGGCUGCUUCUCGUGUUUUACGAGAAGGAAACUUAAGGGGAGGAAGAAGAAUGAGCCUAUAACUAGAGCUAGCCCUCAACCACCUCCUCCUGUACGUGUUGCCAAGAAUUCGCCAGUAGUUGCCGAAAACAAGGCGGAAGCAGAAGCAGUAGCAGUAGAUGAUGAUGGACCAAAAGCAUUCAAUUUCCGCGAACUCGCCACAGCGACGAAGAAUUUUCGACAAGAAUGUUUGUUGGGAGAUGGUGAUAUUGGGAGAGUGUAUAAAGGGGUUCUUCAAUCUACUGGCCAGGUCAUGGCUGUUAGGCAGCUAGAUAGAACUGGAGCACAAGGAAGCAAAGAAUUUCAAGCAGAAAUAAUUAAAUUAAGUCAGCUUCAUCACCCAAAUCUGGUGACAAUAAUUGGAUAUUGUGCUGAUGGAGAUCAAAGGCUUCUGGUUUACGAAUACUUGCCAUCCGGUUCCUUGGAAAAUCAUUUAUUUGAUAUUCCAGCUGAUCGAAAGCCAUUAGGGUGGCCUGCGAGGAUGAAGAUCGCAUACGGCAUAGCUCAAGGGCUGGAGUUUCUGCACGAGAAGGCCGACCCGCCCAUCAUAUACCGCGAUUUGAAGGCAUCCAACAUCUUGCUGGACGAGAUCAACAAUCCGAAGCUGUCGGAAUACGGGCUGGCCAAGCUCCUUCAGGGCGGCAGCAACCCCAACGUGUCGCCCAGGAUGGUCGCAUCUUAUGGCUAUUGUGCGCCCGAGUACGAGAUGCACGGCGUGGUCACCGUGAAGGCCGAUGUCUACAGCUUUGGCGUCGUCCUGCUCGAGCUGAUCACGGGUCGGAGGGCCUUCGACAGCCAGAGGCCCACGGAGGAGCAAGCUCUCGCAAAUUGGGUGAAACCGUUUCUCAGAAACCCUAAAAGGUUUCCUGAGAUGGCGGAUCCACAACUAGGAAACGACUACCCUCUAACAAGCUUGAAUCAGGCAAUUGGGGUGGCAUCGAUGUGCCUUCAGGAGGAGCCAUCCGUACGGCCUAUGAUCGCAGAUGCCGUGGCUGCAUUGAGUUUUUUGGCAAUGGCUCCUCCGGAGUCGCCCGUUCCAGCUCAUCUUGUUCCAAUGUUAUCAACCAAAGUUAAUCCAGAUAGUUUGUAACAAUGUAGAGGCCAAAAUUUAUUGGCAUAAACAAGAAAUAUAAAUUUCAACCAAUGUGUUGUUUUUUUGUCCAA